AGCAAUGUAACGUUGGUGCCUCCUACUCCAAAUCCACCCCUCCUACUGUCUUCAGAGUACUUCGAGUUUACUCUACAGUGGACAGAAUAUAGUCAGCUUUAUAAUGAUUCGCCAGUUAUUUUUGUGUUGGAGGUCAAGAGGCAUGGAAAUAUUUCUGAUCCAGCUUCUUUCUUACCAGUCAUAAAGAAAUAUCACACGGUAAGCAUUUGUUAGCUUCAGUAUGCGUGGUCCUGAGGGGAGGAACUACUGAACAAAGUUUUCCGCCCCGAGGUCCAAGCCUAUACCUUUUAUAUACCAUCUUUGACAGAAAAAGUAUCUCACUCGUAUACGUACCUUUCACUGAAAAAUGUUACUCCUUUAACAUAUUUACAUACCUACUUAAUACAAAUAAAUCGCUAAAACAUGAAGUCUUCUUGUCAUUUGAUUUUCGUGUAACGUUUGAAAAAUUAAAGUGAUAUAGCCAUAAGGCACGUCUUGUCGAAACAAUUCAAUUAAAGAACGUUUUUUAAUACUUAAAAAAUAUAGAAGUUCCCACCCUUUUAUAUCAAAAUUCCCCACCCUUUGAUAUACUUGAAACCUGAAAAAAGGUACCCCUUUCGGGCGUAGCAUAGGCUAAUAUAGGAAGUGUUCUAAUUUAGAGCACUUCCUAUAUUGGUAAAGCAUUUCCUAUAUUGGCCUAUGAGCCGCUCUUCCUCUCGAGAGUGCCGGGCUGUACCCUUCGAGAAGAAACGUCUUUAUGGGAUAUAUACUGACGUGUAACAAGUUAACUGGUCGGGCAACCACCUCGUUUUCUAUUGUGCAUGCGUUGCAAGUUUCAUCUAACGAGUAGUCAUCACGUCAUUUUUGCGUGUCAUUCAUAAUGGCGUAUUUUCAACCAUCGCCCUCUCAGUCUGGUCAUAGUAGAGAGGACCAGCAGUUCCCUCUUCUAAUGAUGGUCUGAUUGCGUGAGCGCCGCAGAGAGAGUUUUGAGGAAGGUAAAGCAAUACGAGUUUUCGCAGUAGUAUGAGUGGGGACCUUAUGAUGGUCAAGUACAAUUCAGUUUCGCUCACAACACCACUACAAAGUACCUAUCGCCAGGCUUUAUUUGAAUGGUCAAGUCUCGGAUAUAAGCACCAUUUGUGAUCCACUUACAAAAACGCAGCAUUUUUCGAUUCCCUUGAAUUUUAUAGUCCCGGGGCCAGUUGUUCCAAAGGUGGAUAGCGCUACCCACUGGAUAAAUCACUAUCCAGUGGAUAACGCAAUUGGUCUUCGUACUACUUAUCCGCUGGAUAGGGGAUUUAUCCGGUGGAUAGCGCUAUCCGCGUUUUGAACAACCAGGGCCUGGACACGUUUUAAAUGCAAAACGUAAUGUUGCUAUGCAGUACUUGUAAGCAAAUCAUUUAGAAUUUUUUUUCUCGUGGAUGAUUAAUGGUUUUCUUUUCUUCUUCUUCUUUCUCGUUUGUGUCGUGACUUCUUAUUACUCCUUUUUUUUAAAUAAGCGUCUCGAUCUUAUGGCGGGUGGAAGUUUUAUGCUCUUUUCAGUAUAUUCGGUAAGUCUUAAGAAAGAUGCUUCUUUUAUUUCUUGCAGACGAAUUUCACAACUUUCAAGAUUCCCCAAGAUUUUGUCACCAAGACAAAUUUCUCUUUUCGUUUAGCAGCAAUAGCACUUCAAGGCACCUCCAACUUCUCGUCGCCGAGUCCUCUUUAUAUAACAAAUAGUAAGUUUCUUGCAUAUUUUUAGGGGGGAGGGGGGGCUAGUGUUGUUGUUUAAUUUUUAUUGUCAUCAAAAUCACCGUUGACCGUAUAUCUACUACAGGAGUUAAACUGUUAGAGACCUCAUGCAAGAUAAAUAAUAGAAAGUUAACUUCAACUUCUUUCAACUAGAAAUAUCUACAACUGGCCUGCAGUUAGUUAGCAAGGCUUGUCGAGACAGGCUAGGCUACAUUAUUUUACCCAAGCUGAAUAAAUACCAAACUUAGACAUUAUAUUAAUGUAUAUUUUAUAAUAUACAAAUACUAUUCUGCCUUGGGGAUUUAAAAAAAAAAGGGCAAGAGAAUUACUCGUAUCUUCGUCAAUGUAGGAGUCUUCAGUUUGAAGGAUAUUAAGUAGCGUUCCUUUUAAUUUUCUUCUAAAGGCUUUUUUGAUCUCUUUUUGAAUAAUUUGAGGUAUCCUUUUCAAAAUUUUGACCCUAACAUGGGAGAGAGCAUUUUGUUUGACAAAAGAAAAUAUCCGUCCUCGUUCGUUUCCGUCGUUAAUUUCGCAUGAAAUUAUGGAAGUCGUAGUCGUGCAGUGGAGACCAAAAAAAAAAUUAGCGAAAAGUGUGGUGCGUUGCAGACUUGUUGUUGUUGUUUUUGUUUGUUUGUUGUUUUUUAUUUUUCUAGAACCAAUUGAAUUGAUUUUUGACGUUACUUUACCUCCGUCGUCCUCGUGGUUAAGUGAACUCCCUAAUAUAACCUAAUAACUUGUUUCCACCUCUUAUAUUAACGGCAUUAGGGACCUUACGACCCGACAACGGCGACGUCCAUGAAAACGUCGCUGAAAAACAGACUUCGCAUCAUUUUAAACUUUUUCGCGAUUAUCCUAAUUCGCCCUGUUACGUGAAAGAAGGGAAUUUUGGCUGGAGAUGAAGAGAGGGGAACGCGCUCAAGUUCGGGCAGAGAUGGUAGAAUUUAUCGCCUUGCCAUUCCCCUUCCCAAGUAAACUUAAAAUUUGGUCAUUUCACGUCGUUGUUGUGCAGUGAAGGUAAAGAAAUGUACGAAAAAGCGUGAUGCCGUCGUCGUCAUGGUUUCGUAAAGUCUCUAUUCUCGCUCAAACCAGUGAAAACGAUUUUCAUGUAAUAAUGAUCGCCUUUUUCUAGUUUAGUAUUAGAAAUAUGGUCUUUCACUGUAUAUUUCUCGGGAAAAAGGCGAUCAUUAUUACAUCCAAACACGGCACAAGGAUUUUUUUUCCCAUUUACAAUCUUAUUCUAAGAAAACUUUAAGAAAAAAUGUCCCUAAAAGCGCUCGAAAAUACAGACGAAAUGUGCUCAUGCCCCCUGGGCAUCCUAUAGUGCUCCUUAAAUCGAAUUGAUUCAAUAUGGCCGCCGUAUCGGUAAAAAGGUCUAUUAUUUGCUCAAAAGCGACCUGACCUCUAAUGUUAAUGUCUCGUUACUGCAGCCUAUAAAAACGUCUCAGUACAGUUUGUGUUCUGAAGUUUAGGUCCGUCUAAUAAGACAUGUCUUCUCCAAAGAUGGCUGCCACUUUGCAGAGUAAAAGCAGUGGUCAUUUUCCACGUAUGCUGUGAUCUUUAGUGUCUGUACAGUUGUGAUUAUGUAAUCUCAGAGAACAAUAUUUAGCUUUUUAUAAUACACAGCAUGCAUUCUUUAAAAAGUAUCCAUUUUUCACUCUGUUUUCUUCGUAUUUAUCGAGCCUUUGGUUAAAAACGAUUUAAUGCUGUGUACUUAUCAUUGGUUUAUUACUCCAUCGCUCCAUAAUCAGACAACCUAGCUGAUCUUUAUAACAGAUAUAUUUAGGCCGUAAAUGUACAAUUACAAUGCUUUAGCACACUUUGUUUGUGCGAGGUCAAUCGUUUUCUGUGAAGGCAGGCGCCCCCUCUUCCCUCGCGCGCCCCGUGCUCUCUUGCGCCCAUUACUUCUACGCAGGCUACAGCGUUAUUGACAUUAUUAAUAAACUGAACCGGACAAUCGCGACACAGCCCCUUUUAACUUGCGCGCUUUUUUUUCCAGGCACUUGUGAGAGUGGACUGGACUUUUUGAGUGGUCAUCCUACUCCAUGUCCGGUGUUCAAUGUUCGUGUCAUCUUCAACGUAACCGAGGUUCCAUUCGGGGCUCCUCGAAUUGCUGCUAUUUUGUCUUGGGACUAUCCUCCUGGUAUGUACACAAUCGUUGGUGGACAAAACACUGACCCCUAGUCCAUGGAAUACCCCCAUGGACUACCCAUGUGGACUACGCCGCUGAACUUUAGUGAUUAGGGUUAGGAAACUGGGUGAAUCAACCAAUCUGGUUUCAGGUCAGUUUUCCAGGAUGGAACAUGAUUCACGCAGUUUCUAAACCCUAAUCACUAAACGUCAGCGGCGUAGUCCACAUGGGUAGUCCAUGGGGGUAUUCCAUGGACUAGGGGUCAGUGUUUUGUCCACCAACGUGAUCGCAGUUUUUUUUUCGUACACAUGUAUAUAAAAGCGACAGACUACAAUGCUUUCAAUAGGAGAAUCCUUACUUACGUCAUUGUUUCGUCAUUAGCACGCUAGGUAUUGAACCCUAUAGAAAAGUUCGCCGUAUAUACAAAUUAGGGUCAAAAGUUGAAAGAGCUGGUCAAUUUGAGCAGUUUAUGCAAGUGUCAGCUCUUUGCAAUCAAUAACAAAGGAAAUAGCUGCAAUCCAAAACUGCGAAAUAAGCCUUAUCACGGUUUUGGAAGCCAUCUUGACAAGAAGGCAACGGCGUGAGAACUUCAGUGACAGUGUUUGUAUGGAAAUUUAAUGUCCAACAAUUUCCGUAAAACGUCUGUUCUAAAAAAAAAAAAAUGAAUUGUAAAUUAAAGCUUCACUCCUAACGAUUCUACUGAAAACGUUUGAGAACGUUACAUGCAGCUACAUGUGCUAGAACCACUAUUUAAAAUUUUCUGUACAUUUGUCUGUAAAAAUUUUUCUUCCUGCCGACUAAAAUUUCCCGGAAAAUCUAAAGCAAGCGUCUGGAGAAAUUUAGGCACAGUAACGCUAGUAACGGUAACAGUAAUUGCCCCCGGAGGGAUUUCGCCCAGAAGGCGAAAUCUCGAGGAGGCACUCUAGUAACUCGCGCGUAUAUUAAGGAAAGCACUUACGGUUGAAAUCUACAGUCAUACAGUUAAUAUAGAAAGGGAGGGCCGCGAGGAAUCGGUAGGUAAUGAUGACGUUUCUAUUGUUUGCGCCCGCAAGUACGAAAUGGUUAGGAUGACGUAAAGACAGAACAUCCCCAAGGGACCGCUUAGGUAGAUUUUGUGACAUUUAUUGUGCAGUCAUACUUCGACACUCUUUUGCGUUACGUGUUAUCAGUGACAUUCUGUGGAGCAGUUGUUUCAGUGAAAGUUAUGGACCAAAAUUUUAACGACACUCGUUAAGCGCAGAAGAAGUUAUAAGGUUCGUAUAACUGUGCAUAUAUAUCACAAAUCUUUCAUUGGAAACCUUGCUAGACACUCUUUCUCUCUCUUUGACCGGAAUAAGGCUCAGCUCCAAACAAGCAAGACGAGUGAACAACGGCUAGCUUCUCACUAGCAGAACGAUGGACGAUUACAGAAAUUCGCCGACAAUCAAAUUCUGUGCUGACUUAUUCCCUGCUCACAGAUGUCCUUCCGCUAUAAAGUUUAAAAUAAGACUAGAAUGCGCGAGCGUGAAUCGAUCAAACGUCCUUUAAUUUCUAAGGCUUCCUUUUCGGCAAAUAAAAUGAACUGAAUGUAAAAAGUGAAAAAGAAAUAGCGAAAAAUUACACUUCUAAUUAAAUCUUUUCUCACGGUUUAGAAUAAAAUACCGUAAAAUUCCGAAAAUAAGCCCCGGGGCUUAUAUUUUUCAAAGGCUCUUUUUGAGGGGCUUAUUUUUGGAGGGGCUUAUAUUCGGAAGGGCUUAUCUACGGAGGGAAAUUUGCGUUACAAAAUCGAUUGGGCUAGCCUUAUAGUUGGAAGUAAAUUUACCGUUUUUGCUUUGUUUUACUUUGUAUUUGAGGGCAAUUUUCCAAGUACAAGCCACCGGAGGGCUUAUAUUUGGAGGGGCUAUUUAACGGAGGGUUUUUUGCGUUACCGGAUUGGGGGGCUUAUAUUUGGAGGGGCUUAUACAUGGAGGGGCUUAUUUUCGGAAUUUUACGGUAUUCUCGAAACUGAGAAUGUUUUGAUCAAAGCUGUGUAAAUCGACCUGAAACUGUGCAUGGAACCUUGCGUUUCCUGUAUUUAUCUCACCUAUUGUACGGAAUAUGUGUGAAAAUCUUCCUUAUGAAUCGGUAUAUUUCAAAGAGCUACACAACGAGCAAGAAUGCUGUUGACCGACAAGAUACAGAGCGGGGGCAGCUGUAGUGUCAACUAUUACUAGUUUGUUAGUAAAUUCCUUUACUGUGUAGCUUUGGUUUACAAUUCCUAUUUUUUUCAGAACAGCCGUUUUACGGAAAUUAUAAAAUAAUAUUAGUAUGUGUAAUCAAAUGGUCAUGAGUGAAAAAGGCUCAGGAAAUUUUGAGGAUUUGGAGAAAACGCAAGUGAAAUUUUCCCUCACUUCACGAGUAUACCAUUUGAUUACCUAUUAAUAUCAUGGGUGAUGACGAAUAACGCUAGGUUAUUUUUCCUGGCUUUAUCGUGUCGAUCGAGAAUUACACGCUCUCAAAAGUUAGAGCUUAAAUUUGGCGUAAGUUCAGAAUUUUUCGACAAAAUACCUGUUAGAAUCCUUCUUGAUGUACUAUUUCGUGUGUUAAGGUUUUCUAAAGCGUCUUUUAAUGCCCUGACAUCUUCGUCGCCAUCUUGGAACUGAGCCGUACGGAAGGUUGCCCUGGCAAUUUUGUAAUUUCACUUGUGAAAUUAUAAAUUAACGCUGAAAUUUCGCGCCAAAAUUAAGGAGUAAUUCGUCAUCUACGAUAUUAAACAAUAAACUUUUCAGAUGACUUUAAUUUCUGUAUCCCAAUUUUUUGCCAAUUUUAUUGACCAUACUACAGUGCAAAAGAAUAUUCUGAUGAUCGUAGGCAGUGUUUGACCUGUUGUGACUUACAUGUACUUUACUUAGAGGUUUAGCCAUGUAAAUGUAAAAAAUACAAUACAACGCUCUUGCAUUUUUGAGGAAAAAUGAAAUAGUAACGAAUUGUAAAGUGGGAGGAUAAACAAUAACACUGAUAAGGACAGCUGCUGAUAUUGAUAUUGAUAAAAGUGUUUGAUUUUGAUUUCUCAAUCUAACAGGCCCAUCAGGUUUUGCACCCCCUUACCACUACCACUCACUACCCACCCGACCCCUUCCCACCGUACGCACUCCCCUAAUUUGCAAUUAUUACUAGUAUUAGUUAAUAAACAGCUUAAACUACUUGCAACUAACUUCAUUAUCAAGUUUGAAAAAAUAAGUGUCUGUUGCAAAAUAUAAAUACUUAAAAACAACUAAAACCAGUGUAAACUGUAAUUAGGCAACCCCAAAGAACACGCGUUCUUUUACAAGUGCCAGACAAAGUUUUCAAUGCCUCAUUCAUGAGAUGCUCCCCAUAGAAGAAAUCAAUCCGACACCCAGGCCGAUCCCAUUCGCAAAAAAAAAACCUUUGUUUGAACUAACAGACACUUGUUGUUGGACUUGAUAAUGACUUUGGUUGAACAUCGAAACGUCGUCGUUUCAAACUAUUUUUUAGCUUUUUAUCAUAAGGAACAUUAGCGCAGUAUUUUAUAUUCUGAUGUUUUACGAAAUCGCUUCUUAUCCAAUUUCAAACAUGUUUGUUUUAAUUGUUUGUUUCCACAGACGCACACGUACGCUUGACCAAAACCGGCGGCCUGAGCAUUGAAGUUUCACUGUCUAAUGUCGCGAAUAUUCCUGCCGAGCUCCGCAACGCAUGCCAAGAACCUGGAAAUCUCGGCCCUACAACUAGCCAUAUCGAUGUCAGCACUCCGGUAAUUCUCCAAUUCAGAACCUUAUGAGAAGCGUACCGAUCUUUUAAUUAAUUCAAAUGCCGUAAACUGCCGCUUAGUACCCCUGGGCUUGUACAUCUUCGUAAGGGGCUUUAUGAGGGCGUAUGGACGGAGGGGCUCAUUUAUAUCCGAGGGGGGCUUAAUUAACUGGAAUAAAAAAGGCAUUUCCAUCGAAUACAUUUCGAUCCUUUUGGAGGGGGCUUAUAUCCGGGGGAAUUUAAUCGGGGAGCAAGGGUGGCGCAAGAGCGCAGAGCACUCGCCUCCCAUUGGUGUGCCGCGGGUUCAAUUCCCAGCGUCGACGCCAUACGUGGACUAAGUCUGUUGUUGGGUCGCUACUUUGCUCCGAGAGGUUCUCCGGUUUUCCCCUCUCCUCAAAAACCAACCUUUCCAAAUUCCAAUUCGACUAGGAAUCAGGUAGACCAAGAAACACUCAGUGUAUGUGCUACCUCCAAAUUGUUUAUUAUUUGUUAUUUGUUUCCUGGGGGAAGGGGUGGGGGGGCGGCUUAAAAGUCCUAACUCAAGAUAUCCGCCAUCUUUGCGCGCUCUUAAGAACUGAUGGGAUAAAAGUAAUGUCGCGUGUUUUCUCAGGAGACAAACAAGUGAUAAAAUUUGCCAAUUCAAGAAAUCGCGGUUGAGUUUUUUUUAUUCUAGACAACAGAAAAUGAAGAACUGACAAAAUUACGAUAACGGCAAGUUAUGGGUGGAAGUGAUCAUUGUUACUUUUUGGAGGCAGUAGCGACGGUAGUUAUCCUCACAGUAAGCAAUAAUGGCGUGAAACUUGGUGAAGCUCGCGCUGUACAUUUUGCAUGACUAUUAAAUCGUCGUCUCGUUUUGAGAGAAUAAACAAACUCGGCUAUUUGCAGGAUGAGGUCUUUUUACUACUGAGACCAGAAUUCAUUUCGUUUUUUCUUUCAUAUUUAAAUUUGGUAAUCCCAGUGAGGUUUAAAUAACAAACGCAAUAAUUUCUACAAGAAAGCAAAACCCUGAAGGAUUCUGAUAGUUGUAGUAGUAAAAAUGACGCCAUCGUGCAAAAGGCCUAUUGGCAAAUCUCAUCACUUGUUUGCCCCCUGAAAUACCACUUGACAUUGCUUUUAUCCCAUCAGUCCUAAAGCAUGUGCAAAGAUGGCGGGUGUCGUGAAUAAGGAGUAUCAUUAAAAACUGAAUCAUUGGAUAAUGCAAUUGUAGACCUCUGAUUGGCUUAGCCAUCAUGGUAUAUGAGCUAUUAUACCCUGCUCUCAAAAUAUGGUGACUGUACGCGUCUGCUCAAAAUUAAUCGGUUGUUUUUACAAAUAAAGUCGGGAAGAAUUCUCGAUGUUUUGUGGGCGUUUUUUAUAAAACAAUUAUUCCACUUGCGCUUUUUGGCUAUAAGAUGAUUAUAGCCAACUCGGCGCUACGCGCCUCGUUGGAAUAAUUUUUAAUUAGAUCCCACGUGCCAAUCUACUACAUAGGUUCUCAAUGCACGGGUAGACAUUGCUUCUCGAAAAUUCCCUUUCCUUUUAUCCAUUUUUUAUUAGCUACUCUUCGCUGUUUGUAAUACCCUUAUUGUUGCUGUUCUUUAUAUUUGCCUAGCGGUCAAGUGAAACUUUGGUUCUCCAACCGCAAAGAAGGCUCUACUUUGGAUGUCCCUAUGACCUCAAGGUAAGUCCAUAAUAAAAACCAGGCAGGGUUAGGAAAGGCUUCAUAAUGCUCAAAUCACCGAUUUUGCUUAAACUAGGCGUAAAUGGUUGUUAUCACGAAUAAUACUUGUGACAAUACAUGUGACAAAAUAUAUACAGGUCAGGAUAUUUUAUCCCCUGGGAGAUACGCCCAUCUCCCCUCCCCACAGAAACCUCAUCUGCUAAUACAUGUGACACAAUAGAAGGUCAGGAUAUUUUUUAUUCCAUGGCAAAUAAGUCCAUCUCCGCUCCCUACCAAACGCUUACUACCACCACCGUAAAAAUUUCCGAAAGUCCUGUUUUGAGAGUAAUUAAUUGGCAAGCUUUGCUAUGUCAGUGCGGCAAACAGUAAAUUCCCGCGGCAACGCCAGCUCCUAAUGGAACUUUCGAGCUUUCUCUCCGCCUCCACGUCUCCAGUUUAACCACAGCCUUAUGUGUUUUUCGUUGUAGCAGUUUUUCUCGUGCCCCACGUUUGCUUAAGUUACCAUCAAAUACUUGUGAUUUUUGUCAAAGUUAUAUUUGGAACAAAUGAACGUUAGCUAUUGGCAAUAUUUACGCCAGAUAUUAACUCGAGAAGGUUGGGACCUUACGGCUUCAGUGUUGGGACAAAUAAACGUUAAGCCCCGUGCAAACAUUGACGCAACAUUGUUGGCCAACAACUCUCAACAUUGUUGGGUGUUACAUGUUGCGUCCGUUUGCACACGCUGUUGCAUGUUGUUGGAUGUUGUUGCGUGUUGUUGCGCAAAGUUUGAAACCGGUCAAACUUUUCAGCCAACAACUCCCAACAUUUCUUUUGUUCCGUGAUCGCCGAAGCGUAGCGCAACAAUGUUGGAUCCGUUUGCACUGUUCUUCCAACAUUGUUGGGGCCGCGCACGCACAUUACGCAUGCUUUACAAAGACUUCUGGGUUGUGUCCUUCCCACGAUGCACUGCAGGUCCCAACAUUGUUGGGAGUUGUUGCAUCCGUUUGCACACCACUGCCAACACGCACGCAACAACUCGCAACAUUGUUGGCGCGACAAUGUUGGGAGUUGUUGCGUCCGUUUGCACGCAGCCUUAGCUAGCGGCAAUAUUUACGCCAGAUAUUUACGCGAGAAUAUUGGAACCAUGCGGCUUCAGUGUUCGCUCCACGCAUAGUAGCCCGCGUAGUUGGCGGGGUUGUUCCGCGCGCGGUAAUUUCAUGGCGACAGCCGCGAGAGAGAUUUGAAUUAGUGACUUUUUACCAAUCUUCCAGCGGCUCCGCCAUCAAAAAGCUACAGCACACGAUCUCUAAUCCCGCUGGUUAAGCAGACUAGAUUGUCUUUGGGUUCUUUUUCGUCCCACAAGAACCACAAGACCCUGAGUGUUAGUCCGGCCAGGCUUUGAACCCGCGACCUCCGGCUCAGCAGGCCGGCGCUCUCGUAACUGAGCUAACAAGGCGGCGGUCAAGACUCAUGAAUUUUUUCAUCUACAGAUUACUAGUGGGUUCGCUGUCAAUUUUGAGACUCUGGCAACUUUCUUCGUCCCGCGUAAGUAUGUCCUGACAUUCUCCGCCAUUUUCUAAUAGCUGGUAAUUUUAUACGGUUAUUCUUCUGUUUAUUCGAAUUCAACCGUACACAGCCUGAGAAACAGUCGACAUUUCGCGACGCCACCACGAUUUCCCCCCGAAGUGACGUCUGAGAAACGAGCGCAAAAAUUCCAUACUGAUGACGUGUCACAACCCAGAUCUGGGUAGUGUUCUUUCUUUUGACUCAUCUUGCUGCGAGGGAAAUUUGCUUCAACCAAUCAGGCUACCGUAAACAGUGAAGAAAAAAAACGGAACCAUUUAUCUUCCAUUCCUAUUUUUUUUCACAGACUGCAUUAGUGGAUUUUGCGGAUGCGACGCUUGUAAGUCGAACAACACUAUUUAUAUUAAAUGAGAAUUCAGGAUUUUUGUUUAAUCAUGAUACACUUCACUAUACAACCCCAUCAGCAACACUGGUAAGUGUCCGUUAAAGAGACUGAGGUGGCUGUAAAAGGAAGGCAAAGAUAUGCAAUAGGACAAACUAGGGCGGGAAUAUAAAACUUAGUCUAGUUUGAAAAGUGUCUAGUAUCAAAUGUCCUCUAAUAAGCAGUUUAAAAAUAAAACUUUUGUAAAAUACGCAACUUAAUCCCCGUCCCCACUAAUACGUUUUCAACAGUACCGUAUUUUUCAAUCAAACGCCUCGGCGUUUAUUAAACUUUUCGUGAUUCGAGUGCGGCGUUUAUAAGAGGGCGGCGUUCAUUUAAAAUCCAUCUUGUUUCUGGUGAGGAAGCUUAGUGAAAGAACAUCGAAGUAUACUCACUUCGAACUAAAAAACAUUGUUAUCAAUAAAAGCAAAUUUCCAAGGCUCGAUUAAGCUGAACUACCGUGUAUACUCCUUUGAGCUUCAAAUGUACUGAUCUUAAAACGUUGUUUCAAUCAAAGAAAAUAAAUGUUUUAGGCUUGCUCAAACUUGAUUAUUACUGCAUUUGCUUUUUGAGUCUAUUAUUGAAAGAAACGCCACAGCAUGACGCGGCGUUUAUUCGAGGGCGGUGUUUAUUGAUUUUUCUGCUAUAAAACGCGGCGUUUAUUCGAGGGCGGCGUUUAAUCGAAUAAAUACGGUAUGUGGUUUAGAUGUCAUCGGAAACGCAUCGAUCGAUUCGCGUCCACACUACCGUUUGAUGCGUUUUCCACCGUCCACACUAAACGUUCGGAAACGAUAGAAUUGAACGUUGUGAUCUAAGAUUUAGCUCUUAAAUCGGUUCUUAUUUUCUGGAGAAAAAAUUAUUUAGUGGUAUUCAGCUUGGGUAAAACCUGUAUACCAUUACAAUUGCCGUCUCCAAAGAGGACCCUGAAUGUUGACUUAUCUUGUUUGCCCAAGUAUACAGAUUUUUUUUAUAUAUAGGUUUUCGAAAAUAAUAACCUGCUUCAUUUUGUGUAGAGGGGACCUAACUGGCAAACUUUAGCCUAACAGGUUAAGGGACACAGUCAGCUGAUGCACAUGCGCACUAGAUACCAUUUCUUGGCUGAUUUGCAUGUCAAGACACGCGCGUGAAAAAGAAUAUGAGAAGCUUAUAUAUCCGGAAUACUCUAAACAAACCCCUUGAAGAGUUGAACUAGUUACAAGCCGAAAUUGUGAUUAUAGACCCAAGGCCAUAUCAGAGCACUCAUUUUUUCAUAUACCAUUGAGAAUUCACCGAUGGAUUUGUCCAGGGAAAGCCAAACAUCGACGAAUACUUCCGAAUUCGAACAUCAGUAGAGAUGAAAAAUGACACGAACUCUGAAUCAUUGUGGACGGUUUAAGGUCGAGAAAGCUUGAUUUUCCAAAUAUAUGUAACCUUUCCUGGUAACCUUUUCUGCCAAUUUUCAAAUUAAAUGUAUCGAUUAUUUGCUCGCCAAUGUUGCUGAUUCAUCUCUGUUAUUAUUUUGGGAAACGAAGGCGAUUUCUCCCGCCUGGGGCCUAGACGCGUUUCUCACCCUCUUCUGUUCAUGUUUCUGUGGAUACUGUUUUUCACCAAAUUAAUAUGAUAGAAUAAUGUAAUUGGAUGUGUAAAAGUUUGCUCAAAAAGAGGUUUUCAGAAAAAGAUCGACAAUUGAAUGAAACACUAGGCAAGACUGAAGCGGAUUUCUAGGUAUAUUCGACGCGUACAGUUGAUUUCGGGUUGAGGUAAACGCUUUUCAAACUGGCAAAAGUAGUGUCCAGGUCAGCGCGGUCCCAUAGGUGACUGUGUCCCUUUUUAAAACCCAGGUUCUUAGUCGCGGGUUUUUACUGUGAAUAAAUAACACAGAAAACAAACGUACGGGACAAAAAUAUUAACAGAACUAAAACCAGUACUAGCUUUACAUUGCAGUGAGUACACCAUAUCCAGCCUAGUCCCAAGGCGUUCUCGGCGCGGUCAAUCCUGGACUCUACCGCGAGCUGUGACGUCACCGACAACGGACUAAAAGAGAACGACUAAGGACUAGGCUACAUCAUAUCGUCGUUUUACAAUCUUGGUGUGAUUCUGAAUUGAUGUAGUCUGAGAAAACAGCCGGAAUUUUGCGACGCCACCACUGGUUUCCCCUGCGAAAUGACGUCUGAGAAACGAGCGCAGAAAUUCCGUACUGAUGACGCGUCACUACCCAGAUCUGGGUAGGGCUUCUGAUUGGUCGUGCUGCGUGGGAAAUUUGAUUCAACCAAUCAUAAGCACUUCCCAGAUCCGGGUAGUGACGCGCGAGGAAACCAGUGGUGCUGGGGUUGCGAAAUGUCGGCUGUUUUGUCAAGCGAGAUUUGAUGCUGUUUAAAUGUAACAAAAGAGAAAAUUCCCUCAUUUAUUUUCAAGGGCAACAAAAUACACUGAAAACAGGCUCAGAAUAUGUUGACGUUGAUAUUCGCAAAAACAAUCAGUCCGUUAACUUGACAACUGUUAAUGCUACCUGGAAUAACGAGGCGUGGGGCAAGAAAAGGCCGACAUUUUUCAAGUAAGUUGAUAAAAUGUAAGUACUGACUUGAAACGGGAAGCUUAACAACCCUGUAGCGAAAUGUACUGUGAGACCUAUAAUUAGGGGAAUCAGUAUGAUUCUUAUUGGCAGACUAAGAUCGCCUUUGUAUGCAUGGUACGGGGAACUUCUACAAAUUCUAGAAAAUUCUAGAAAAUUCUGUUCUAGAAAUUGACCACGGCGACUGUCGACCACGGCUCAAAUCUGAAUUAAUUUUCACGCCUACUUUUGCGGAACGUGCUCGUUUUAAUACAUGUGUUUUUCACCCUGGGGAGGGAGGAGUACUCAACAAGGUUUUAUACGGGGAGGCUCUGCCCCGAGGUCCAGCCCAAGUUUUGUUUUCCUCGACGGCCUUGGGACGACCACGAUUGCCAGGCUAAUGAGGGUCAACUUGUUUCGGUCAAUUUCUGAUUAGGCUGAGGUUCGUUGUUUUUCCUAGUGAUGACGAGCUGAUUUUCCUUUUGCUGUUUGAAACAAUGAUUUCUCAAGCCUUUAAGUAAGUUUUGAGACCCCCAAAACCUUUCAACGUUUCAAAUUUUCCUUUUUUAAAGCACCUCAGCCGCAGUUUUCUCAUGUUUGUUUGUCUUCUUGGUGAGAAGUGACCCGCAUUAGCCUCGCUUUCGCGCAAAGACAAGCGCUCCUCCUAGGCCCCCGGGAAUACGAAACUCGUCUAUUCUGAUUGCUGAUGCUUGUUUUCUUAUAUACUAGAUUGGUAAUGCAGGAAUGUCCUGGUGGUCUCUGUCCCGCACUACAAGGAUAUCAGAUUAAGGAUCAUCUUGCCGAUCCAUUGGUAAGGGGUUUUUCUUGUUUUAAAAAAACGGAUACUUCACUUUUUCCCCAAUAAGCAGGUCAUUUGUUAUUAGCAAAUUCUUCCUUAAACCAUUCUGUGGUCUCUUGAAGAAGCUGUGUGUUACGAAUUGUAUCAAAAUUCUAACACUAGGAACUUCCACCAAACUUAGUGAAACAUGAAAAUAAUCGCUCAAAACAUUUUAACAAGGUAUUGAUAACACAACAAAUACAGAAGUUGGUUUGGAUGGACAAACUCAGUGUUGAAGAAUAUAGACUACGAGCAGUCUCUCUUUUUUCUUGGUCCGUCGAGCAAAACACCCGAGACACGCAAAGGACCACGCGCGUGACUGGAGACGCGAGACGGGAGAGGCGUCUCGCCGCUUCGCCGUUCUUCGCGAGCGCGCGUGCACUCCCCAUACUAAAUCUGAAGAAAAGGAGAGACCGCUCGCAGUCUAUGAAGAAAACGGAUUGAAAUGGGUUUUUGAAAACUUGUUAGCCUAAAAGUUUUUCAAAGUUCAUUUUUUGUUGUUUGUAACGUUCGAUUCAAUGCUUGGGAAGUAUAUUUGUUCGACAAAAAGUUGUGAUUUUGUCGUUUAAGUUACACAGCCCCUGUAAGGCCGGUAAACUAAAGCCCCAUUAAUUCACGCCAAAACUUAAACAUGUUUAAAAGCUGUUUAGUUCAACAUAGUUUAAAAUCACUGAUUUAAGGUGGCUCGAUGGGGUUUUUCAAGGUCAAUACCUCACAAGUUUGACCAAAAAAAUAAGGGCUACAAUUCGCCAAUUUUUUGUCGGAAAUUUCGUGUUUACAAGUGGGAGCCUCUCAUUAUUAAGGGGUAUUGUCUCCAAGUUUCAUAUUUUCGUGGACAACAAUAUCUAAAAUUUCUGCAUAUUUCAAAUGCAUUGCUAGUUACUGCUGUUCACGUGAACAUGAAACUUGUAGACAAUGCCCCUGAAUAAUGAGAGGCUCUCACUUGUAAACACGAAAUUUUUCCGACAAAAACUUUGCGAAUAUUAGCCUUAUUUUACUGCCUUACAAGAUAUCCAUUAUCUUGAAACUCAAAGGUCAUAUAAAAAGACGGUUAAUCUCGAGAAUCUCAAAUUUUAAAAGAAAUCUAUCGAGCAGUUUAAGUAGACCGAAAUGUUUACAAAACCGCUAACAAGAGCGCCUCGAUACGUACUAAUCAAAUCCUUCUUUUUAGCAAUCGGCUCAAACUUUCUUUAUGAUCUUUCAAAGACGUUUUUAAAAAGAGGCUAUGAGGUGAAAUUGCAGUUUAAAACCGCGUCGCUUAUUUGACGAGAAAAAAAACCGUAUUUCCUUUUGUUUUUAUUCCCGUGUAGAAAUUUCCCGAUUGCCAGUCCGGGGGGAAAUUCUCCUGAAAAAGUGGACCACCUUCAGAGGUGGUCCCCUUUAACCGGUCGGUCCCCGACCAAAAUUGGCUGUUCCAUUUUCAAACAUUUUCGUUUGCUAAGAAAUACUCAAAAUUUCGAGAGAAACGUGAAUGUCUUUCUCUCCAAACUAGCGAUUGUGAACCAAACGGAAUAUAAUCAAUAUGAACUAAAGGAAUGUGACAGUUUGUCACAUGUCUUAAACGUGUAAACUAAUCAUUACUUGGUAGAGGUAAACACUUCUAAAACUGUGUAGCCUGUGAGUAAGUUGUCGACUUGGGGCAGUCUGAGUGGGUGAUUGGGUAUUUUCUCUCUACUUUGAGAGCUUUCUUGGAGAAUUGCAAUUGUAGUUGAAGGUAGUUUCUAGCAAAACAAGUAGAGCUAAACAGGUUUUUUUAUCAGGAGCCCAUAAUGAGGAGUGAGCAACUCCCAAAAUAGGUCGUUUUCACUUAGCGGUUUAUUUUUAGAUACAUUGUAGAGCACUUUUUCCGGUGUAAAUAAAAAGUUCCGCUCCUUCAAUGAGGGCAUUCGAAGAAUAAGAUGUCAAAAAGAAGAACUAGGUCUCUAGGUUUCGCUGACUGGAUUGUAGGACAAACAUAAUAUUCUAAGUUCGCGCCAGAAUCGAUCUGAAGAUAAAACGCCGUGACUCGAGUACGUAGAAGUUGCUUGCUCCAGGUUAUGGGAUGCUGGUUUUCAUGUGGUAUAUGAACUCAACAGCCAAAAUUGGAACGCCUUUUUUUAAUUCAUUUUUCGCAGAGAACCGUCCAAAGCUUUGUUUUCCAAAAUCUGACAGAGGGAGAAUGGCAUCACUUUAUCGUAAGUAUUGUACGCAAGAAAGCUCUUAAAACUAACGAUGCCCGGUGAAACACUUACCCGACGGAUUUUUCUUUCAUUAAUGUGGCUAGUUUGUUGGUAGUCGCUAAACAAGUGUCCUUCAUCAAUGUUUUGAUCAAAACAGUCCACUCUCCAUGAGCGACCACCUCUUGUAAGGGACCAACUCCCAUAAGCGGCCACCUAUACAAAAUGUUCACCAAAAUUUUCUCACCCAAAGCCCGAUAAUUAGAACUUCUCGUAAUCGACCACCUCUCAUAAGCGAGCGCGAUCACUUUUUCUUUGACGCCUUUUUUAGUUUUCCAUUGUUUUUAACCUCUUAAUUGUAAGCGACCAUUUGACGCAUGUUGUGGUCUCUCUGUUCGGUAUACGAAGAAGUUUAACUUUCACUAACAACAUGAGACUACACGUAUGCACAACUUAGAAACUGCAUGAAAUGAAUUCACUGCCAAAAAGUAGAUGUGCUGGUACCUCCUCUCGGAAGAGACUCCCUGUGUGGCGAUUCUUGUAAGUGAUCACUUCCCGUAAGCGACCAGUAAACCUCCGCAUUUUGGGUGGUCGGUUGCAGCAGGUUCGACUGUAGUCGACCCUCCUAUUUCCAUCCUACCAUGACUAGACAAAGUUCCCGUAGCCUCAUUCUUCCGGCAGGUAGCUAUGAAUGUCUCCCCCGGGAUAAAAGCAAUGGUCGGAGGGGGGGCGGGGGCGGGGGCGGGCUCAUAAAAAGAUGCACCUUUUACAAGGAAAGAGCGCCGAAUUGUCUCAUCACCUCCAUGUCUUUUUGUAGAUUUACGCCUACGAUAAAAGUGGUUGCCUACUGUUACCUGUAGAAGGGGAGCGUUUUCAAGGUAAAUUGUAG
Porites evermanni is the source of this 17558-nucleotide messenger RNA. The record is from the annotation of a GenBank genome assembly. NCBI's taxonomy places the organism in Eukaryota, Metazoa, Cnidaria, Anthozoa, Scleractinia, Poritidae.